This is a messenger RNA of Neltuma alba, 2235 nucleotides long. Its product is annotated as zinc finger BED domain-containing protein RICESLEEPER 2-like. NCBI's taxonomy places the organism in Eukaryota, Viridiplantae, Streptophyta, Magnoliopsida, Fabales, Fabaceae. The record is from RefSeq and is a predicted model, not a curated record. Gene Ontology annotation, molecular function: DNA binding; protein dimerization activity. The transcript has 3 exons. The coding region runs from base 1 to 2235 and encodes 744 amino acids.
AUGGUGGAUGAAACUUCAGCUAGUACUGAUCAAUCCUUGUCUACACAAACACAAUUAGUGGGGAUUGGUGAAACUGAAAUGCCCCCUCCUGAUGAACCAGUACCUCCUCCUCCUACUACUACUACUGAUCCUGUUUCUAAUAUUACACAAGAUGAAGGUGGAGACAAUGUGAGUAGAAAGAGAAAAGAGCCUGAGAAGAAAAGCACAAAAUCACAAGUUUGGGAGCAUUUUGUGAAGUUACCUUUAGAAGAAACAAAUGGAGAAGUUAAGGCUGCUUGCAAAUAUUGUCAUGCAAUUUAUGCUUGUGACCCAAAUAAGCAUGGCACAACAUCUUUGAAGAGGCAUUUUCCAAAAUGUAACAAGAACCCAAACAGGGCUGACACAAUACCAAAGCAAUCAAUGUUGAACUAUGUGACACCAAGUGGGCAAAGGGGAAGCUUAGUCUCUCACGUUUUUAAUCAAAAACGAUGUAGAAGGGCAUUGGCUGAAUUUGUUAUUUGUGAUGAGAUGCCAUUUAGGAUCGUUGAGAAGCAUGGGUUUAGAACUUUUGUCAAAGAGCUAGAACCAAGAUUUCGAAUUCCAUCCCGGACAACAGUUGCUAGAGAUUGCUGGCAACUAUACCUUGGAGAAAUCAAGAUCUUGAAAGAGGUGUUGAAAAAGUCUGCACAUCGUGUUUCUUUAACAACUGAUUGCUGGACAUCCACUCAAAACUUUAGUUAUUUGUGUUUGACUUGUCAUUUUAUUGAUCCUGAUUGGAAGUUGCAUAAGAGGAUAUUGAAUUUCUGCAUGAUUGAAAAUCAUAGGGGCGAUACAAUAGGGAAGACCAUUGAGAAGUGCCUAUUAGAGUGGGGAAUAGAGAAGGUGUUUACCAUAACCAUGGACAAUGCAUCAUCUAAUGAUACUGCCUUGUCAUAUCUGAAAAAGCGGCUUAAGAAUUGGAAAGGCAUGAUUUGUGGAGGUGACUACCUUCAUCUUAGAUGUUCUGCACAUAUACUUAACUUGGUGGUUAAUGAUGGGUUAAAGGAGUUAAAGAACAGCUUUGAUUCAAUCCGCAAUGCAGUUAAAUAUGUUCGUUCUUCUCCAGCUCGUCUCCAAAAGUUCAAGAAUAUUGCUGAAUUAGAGAAAGUGGACACCACCAGCCUUGUUUGUCUUGAUGUUAAUACUCGGUGGAAUUCAACAUAUUUGAUGUUGGAAUCUGCUUUGAAAUUUCAAAAGGCUUUUGAACGGUUGGAAGAUGAAGAUGAUGAUUAUGAGGCAUACUUUGCUAGAGGUUCCAGGAAUGAAGGCCCUCCUAAAGCUAGUGAUUGGAAUAAGGCAAGAAUGUUUCUUAAAUUCUUGAAGGUGUUCUAUGACAUAACUCUAAUGUUUUCAAGUUCACUAGAUGUCACUUCUAACACUUGUUUCCACCAAAUUGCUCUAAUUCAUGAGUUGUUGGAAGAGAACAUUGUGAAUGCCGAUCCUUUACUUAUGGAGAUGUCCCUUAGCAUGAGAAGUAAAUAUGAAAAAUAUUGGGGUCAAACAGAGAACAUGAAUCCUUUGCUCAUUGUUGCUGUGAUUUUGGAUCCUCGCUACAAGCUUGCUUAUGUAUAUCAUAUUUUUGAUCAUCUUUUUCAUGAUGUGGAAGUUUGCAUGGCCAUGAAAAUUAAGAUUAGAGAUGUUUUGUAUCGCAUGUUUGAUGAGUAUUCUGUGGGGCAAGCAACUAGUAGUACUUCAAGCAAUGUUUCUUCUGUACCCCCAAGAUCAUCAACAUCAACGAUGCUACAAGGCCAAGGCAGUAGAGAUCCAGGUCGCAGAUGGUUGGCAUCCCAGAAAGAAAAAAGCUCCUCAGACCCACAAUCUGAAUUAGAUAGAUAUCUUUCAUCUUCUUCAGCCGAUGAUACCCCUGUUGAUGAUGAUUUUGAUAUAUUAGCAUGGUGGAGAGUCAAUUCUAGUAAAUAUAAAAUACUUUCUAGGAUGGCACGUGAUAUCUUGGCUGUGCCAGUGUCUACAGUGGCCUCUGAAUCAGCCUUUAGCACUGGAGGACGUAUAGUGGACUCUUAUAGGAGUUCACUAUCACCAACAAUGACUGAAGCACUUAUCUGUGCCCAAAAUUGGCUACUCCCCGGGAGAUCUCUCUCUGAAUUUACAUCCAUGCUUCAAGAGUUUGAUAACUUUCAGGAAACAGAGGGUGUGGUGAAGACUGAUUAUUCCAGUGUUACUGAUGUUGGAGAGGAUGUUGAUCUUUUGGUUAGUUAG